GCGGGACUUCCUCUCCGGCCCGGGGUGGGCCGGAUAUCCGCUUGGCUCCGCCGGAUGUUGACAGUUGGAGAGGCCGGGCUGAGGCUUAGACCCUCUUCCCCUUUUCAUCAUGGCGGAGGACAACGAAGAGCUGCCAAUGGAUGAAGAGAUUCUGGCUCCUGCUGAGGACAACCUGGAACAGCUGGAGAACGGCAGCCCCGCUGAACGCAGUGGCCACGUGGCUGUGACCGACGGGCAGUGUAUGUUCGUUUGGGGGGGAUAUAAGAAUGCACAAGUGAGAGAUUUUAAUGACUUCUAUCUGCCCAGAGAUGAAAUCUGGAUCUAUAACAUGGAAACUGGAAAAUGGACGAAACACAGAACGUCCGGGGAUGUUCCCCCUUCCAUGUCGGGAAGCUGUGCCGUCUGCCUGGACCACGUCUUGUAUCUGUUUGGAGGGCACCACGCGCGUGGGAACACAAACAAGUUCUACAUGCUGAAUUCCAGGACGAAGGACGAGGCCUUGCGGUGGGUCAGAGUGGAGUGCCAGGGGGUCCCCCCAUCGUCAAAGGACAAACUCGGAGUUUGGGCCUAUAAAAACAAGCUCGUCUUUUUCGGUGGCUACGGCUAUUACCCUGAAGGGGAACAGAUUGGAAAAUUUGAGUUUGAUGAAACCUCUUUUUGGAAUUCUGGUCUUCCUCGAGGAUGGAACGAUCACGUGCAUGUUCUGGACACGGAGAUGUUCACGUGGAGUCAGCCCGUCACCACGGGUAAAUCGCCAUCGCCCCGAGCAGCCCACGCCUGCGCCACGGUUGGCAACAGAGGCUACGUCUUUGGAGGCCGAUACCGAGAGUCUAGAAUGAACGAUCUCUACUACCUUGACCUGGACACCUGGGAGUGGCAUGAAAUAAUCGUGCAAGGCCUUAGUCCCGUUGGCCGUUCCUGGCAUUCGUUAACUCCCGUUUCGUCCGAUCAUCUCUUCCUCUUUGGCGGGUUCACCACAGACAAGCAGCCGCUCAGUGACGCCUGGGUCUAUUGUAUCAGUAAAAAUGAAUGGAUACAGUUCGAGCACAAUUAUACAGGGAAGCCCAGGCUCUGGCACACAGCCUGUGCGAGCGACGAGGGAGAGGUGAUCGUGUUUGGGGGCUGCGCCAACAACUUACUGGCCCAUCAGAAAGCCGAACACAGUAAUGAAAUCCUUGUGUUUUCUCUUCAGCCCAAAUCCCUCGUAAGGUACAGUCUGAAAACAACACUUAUCUCGUGCCCCUUAACCUAUUGAAUAUAUAAAGUGAGAAAUGGGGGGGGGAAUGGGCUUUCUUGUGGGAUGAUGCCAUCAGGGAAGUGAGGCUGAUGUUAUUCCACUGGAAGCCACCUUCCCCACCUGGAUGUCUGCGAGAGGGGGUUCAGCCCGG
Pogona vitticeps (central bearded dragon) is the source of this 1388-nucleotide messenger RNA. Lineage: Eukaryota; Metazoa; Chordata; Lepidosauria; Squamata; Agamidae. The record is from RefSeq and is a predicted model, not a curated record.